AUUAUGUACAUGACUGCAACAGUUCAUGGCUGUCUGCUCUCCUGCCUUAGCUCUCCUGGUGCAAUGGAGGACACAUCGAGCCAGAAGUCAGGACAGAGCGAAGGUGCACUGGGCUCCUUAAUGCCAGAAGAGACUCCUGCCAAUUUUAUAUGUGUCAAAUUGGAGGAGUAUGAGCCCACAGACUUCAGCACCAAGGAACUCAUCCUAAAGAAAGCCAGAGAGGUCUGCACAUGCGAUCAUCAAACCAUCAUCACUUUCUUCUGUCGGCUGUUCCCAGUGCUGGACUGGCUUCCCCGGUAUAACAUCAAGACGCAAUUGCUUGGGGAUGUUGUAUCUGGGCUCCUGGUGGGGAUAGUUGCCAUCCCUCAGUCCAUCUCCUACUCCCUGUUAGCCAACCAGGAUCCCAUCUACGGAAUCUACACCAACUUCUUCUGCAAUAUCAUCUACGUUGCUAUGGCCACUUCGCGCCAUAACUUCGUGGGCUCCUUUGGUGUCCUGUGCCUGAUGAUUGGGCAGUCUGUGAACCGGCACCUCCAGCUAGCAGGGUACAGCAAUGACAACGCUGGAUCUUCACUGGCGGGCAACUCCACCUCCUCCAGCAAUGGGACGGGUGCCUGUGACAGGAGCUGCUACGCCAUCACUGUGGCCCUUUCCUUAAGCUUUCUGGUUGGUCUUUACCAGAUCCUGCUGGGGGUUUUACAGCUGGGCUUUGUGGCUGUCUACCUGUCAGAACCUCUCCUCAGUGGCUUUGUGACCGGCUCCAGCCUCACCAUUAUCACCUCCCAGAUGAAGUGUCUCCUGGGACUGAAAAUCCCUCGUCAUGAAGGGGUGGGAUCCUUCAUCCUGACCUGGGUUGACCUUUUCAGAUACAUCCAGAACACCAACAUCUGUGACCUGGUCACCAGCCUGGUUGCUUUGGCCAUCAUAGUGCCCGUCAAAGAGAUCAAUGACAGGUAUAAGGAGAAGAUGAAGGCCCCACUCCCCAUAGAGCUGCUGGUGGUCAUUGUAGCCACAGUAAUAUCUUACUACUUUAAUUUCGAAGAGCGAUACAAGUCUGCUGUUUGUGGGGAUAUCCCCACCGGUUUCAGGAAACCCACUCUACCAGAUAUAAACCUGUUUUCCAGCCUGGCAGUUGAUGCUCUGCCUAUUGCUGUUAUUGGCUUUGCCAUGACUGUCUCCCUGGCAGAAAUCUUUGGCAAAAAGCAUGGCUACGCUGUCCGUGCCAACCAAGAGAUGAUUGCCAUUGGCAUGUGCAACCUGAUCCCUUCUUUCUUCUACUGCUUUGCUAGCUCUGCGGCUCUGACCAAGACUCUGCUGAAGGAGUCCACAGGGACCCAGACCCAGGUCUCUGGCUUGGUCACCUCCCUGGUGCUGCUGCUAGUGCUGCUGUGGAUCGCCCCACUCUUCCACUCGCUGCAGACCUCCAUCCUGGGGGUGGUCACCAUUGCCAACCUGCGGGGGGGCCUGAGGAAGUUCCGUGACACCCCCAGCAUGUGGCGGCUCAGCAAGCUAGACACAGUGGUGUGGUGGACAACCAUGCUGUCCUCCACGCUGAUCACCACAGAGAUUGGGCUUCUCGUGGGCGUCUGUUUCGCUCUGCUCUGUGUCAUCUUCCGCAUGCAGAGACCCAGGGCCACACUCCUGGGCAAGGUCAGCAACACAGAAAUCUACGAGGACCAGUCCACUUACAAGCAGCUCAGCACUAUUGUCAACAUCAAAAUCUUCCGCUUCGAGUCAUCCCUCUACUAUGCCAACAAGGACUAUUUCAAAGCUGUUCUCUACCAGAAAACCGGGGUAAAUCCUAUCCUGCUGGCCACUAAGCACCAAAGGGUGGAGGCCCAGGCAAAUGCAGACACAGCCAACAGCAAGAGCUUUUUUGGCACCAGGUUUGACUGCCUGAAACAGGCCAAGAAAAGGGCUGAGAAGCCUCCAGUAGAUGCCUGCCCUCCCUGUGUAGGUAUGCACACCUUAAUCCUUGACUGUGGGGCAAUGCAGUUUAUAGAUACCGGAGGCCUCUCUGUGCUAAAGGAGAUGCAUCAUGACUAUAAGGAGAUUGGCGUCGAGGUGCUCCUGGCCAACUGCAACCCUUCCAUCCGCCACCUGCUCCGGCAGGGAGGCUGGGCUGGCAAGACAGACAGUGGCGGUCAGUUGGCUUUCCACAGCGUCCACAAUGCAGUGCAGUUUGCUGAGCGGCGGUACCAUGUGCAGCAGGAGGAGAGCAAGGAGAAAAAGGAUGCUCUCCCAGACCCUGAAGACUUGAACUUCCAGGUGUCUUUGUAGCCCUGUGUGUGAGGAACGAUUUCUGAUGGGGAUGGGCUUGGGGUGCACUUGGUACGUGCAGUCAGAGCGUGCAAAAAAGACUUUGAUGAAUGGCCAGCACCAGGCAUGGGGCAAAAGGAUUUGGGGACUAGGGAUUAUCCCGCAUGGAUAGGUGUCUCUCGUGGGCACUGGGGGGCACGAGUGAGCCGUGAUGAACAGACUGAGCCGACCUUUCCAGUUCUCGGGGCUCCGCGGUCCGCCCGGGGGGGGACGCGGCUCUGGUGGAAGAGAGGGGUCAAAGAGAGGGUGUCAGACCGCUCUGCUUUCAAGCCCAAGUGCUGCAUCCCAGCCCCCAGCCCCCGGGCAGGGCUGGUUGGGUCAGGGCUGGAUAGAAGGGUGCCUCCGGCUGAUCGUGGCACCCUUUGCUGUGGUUUAGGGAGCCCCUGCCCCGUCAAGAGACUGCUCAACUGUCAGGAUGUGGAAAAGCAGGAGGUGAGCUGGAGCCACCGCCGGGAUGGAACAGUGUCCCUCACUGACCCGGUGACAUUCGGAAGUGGCCUGGUCCUCACACUGUCCAUAAGGGCCAGCAGCAUGGGACAAUGCUGUCCCUCUGCGUUACAAGCACUGCCACGGUCCUUGAGGCAGUAAUAGGUGUCACUCUGCGGCAGUGGCAAUCACAGGAGGAGGCUUUGCAGGGGUUUGUCCCCAGAGGGCUGUGAGCAACCCAAGCUUUAUGUCUGAAAAUCCCAUUCCCCGUGGCACCCUGGCAUUAACCACCAUCUGAUUGCUUUUUGUGGGGAGGGAGGGUCAAGAAAGGACACUAAGGCAAAGGAGAGAGGAGCUGUAGGCAAGGUCUGCCAUCUGCUCCUCUGAGGAGCCCUGGUGAUGCUUCCCACCUCCCCAUGGGGAGGCACAGCCCCAGCCUCCAAGGCUAGGCAUGAAGGCAAGCAACUCCCCUGUGUUGUGCAGCUCAAGGUGUGCACCCCCAGACAGGAAAGGAGCCACAGCCUGCUGGGACCCACCAGGGAGGUUCACAAAGGCAACAGGAGCUUGUUACUUGGAGUUUCAUUCUAUGUGCACCUCGAGCACCUGUAUAAUGGCCCUACACAGAAUAACUAGGGAAAGGAUGCCAGCGUCCUCUGUUGUGGCACAGUGCCUUGAAAAUUGCAUUGUGGAGAAGUGCAUGCCCCAAGGCAUCUUUGGGUGCCAGACAGCAAGGCCACUCACCUGCCUCCUGAGACGUGCAGCAAUGGGGCCUAUGGCCCGAUUACACCGGGGACAAGAACCACCCGUCCCACUCACUCCCUCACUCACUGAUGUAUAUUCAUCUUUUGCUGCCUUUAUUUUGGACUGCCCUUCUCUUCCCCGACAGCCACUCUGAGUCAAUGCAGGAAAUGGAUUGCAGAGGCUCAUUUAUUUUCCAAACACCCUAUGGCAUAGAGUUUAACAGCCCCUCAACGGUCACAAAACAAUGGCAACAAGCCCAGCGACAGCAAAGCACUUCCUUUAAAAACAAACAAAGUCGUUUCAGAAACUGCUGGGAGUUUGUUCAGCUGAUAGUUCUCCCUCAGGCCCUGUGUGUAGCUCAGGACAGUCUCCUGCAGGGGAGAAGAGGCGCUUUCCCCUGCUGUUAUUUACAGACUGAGGUUCUCAUGACUUCUAUAGCUGAGAUUAUAGAUUUCUUCCCCAGAAAAGGUAUCCGAGAUCACCAGCUGCUCUUCAUAAACUCUAAAUCAGGAACACCUGUGCCAUAGCUUGCAAUGGCCACGGUUCUCCCAGUGUUUGCCAGAAUUUGUGCUGCCUUUCAAAUGCAAUGGCUGGAUCCUGACUGCAGCUGGAGAAACGUUGCUGCCACCCAUGGCCGUCAGGCAGGGCUGUCUUCUGCCUGCAGCACUGACAGAGGGGACCUGGCUCCGAAGCAGACACAAGGACUGGUCCUUUCUGCUGGGCUGGGACAGGCAGCGUCAUGCUGGCUCUGCUUCUGCAUCCCAGGGGUGAGUCCUUGCUCUGAGCUGUGAGGCUCCACAGCAUUGCCAAGUACCAGAAUAGCUUUUCUUCCUUGAACUCCAUCUGUAAAAACACCUUUUGUGUUGCAUAUUUAAUAAGUGACUAUUCCCCUGGCCUCAUCCAAGAAACGUGGCACCAGAGAUAUUGUGCUGAAGGGAACUCUAGCUUUGGCAGUGACUCCAGAGCCCAGGGACAGGACGCUGUUGUAAAUAAAGUGCAUGGAAAAGGAAACCUGCUGGCUCUGCUCAGGAAAAUGUCUUCUUGUGGUCAAAUGGAUUAAAGAGAUGCCCAGCUGCUUGCAGGUCCUUGGAGCAAGCUUGUAAGUGUCAGAUGAAGCUGAAUUGAUGGAGAGGCCAGUGCGAGGCUUGCAGGGCUGGAGGGACAGGCGUGCUCGGCAUGCUCCGGGUGCCAGCGGGGUGCAGCUCUCAGGUGCUGCAGCACCUCCUCUCGCCAAGGGUCCUGGCAGGCCAUGGCAGCAUGAGGCAACUCCCCAGGGAGGCUGCAUCAGCCAUGCAGCAAUGAGUAAUGGGGCAGUUUUGUGUCUGAACGGAAGAGAAUCAGCAAGGCAGUAGAGAAGAAAAGCCUUGUUACCUGCAAGGAUUAUGACCUUCCCUCCCCUUUGGAAUAGCAUUGCCAUAAUUUUCUUCAUAAGACUGUUUAUGGUGAAAAUUAAAUUGUUUUAGUUAGACUUGGAUGCAUUUAUGUUCUCAGUGGGGUCAUAAAGCCACAGCAGGAAAUAAAACCAGUGCUGAUAAUUCCUGGGCAUGGCCUGGUGCAAGCUAGCACAGAGAUUACUGUCAGAGCAGCGGUUCCCACAGCCCUCUGUGAUGGGAAAUGGCUUUUUAUGUGAGUGGUUUCUGCUCAGAGCCAGGAGAGCAGUUUUAUGAGAUGCUUUCCCUGGGAAAGGAUAACCGAGGUGGCAACCUCCUUCCCUCUCCUCUCCAGCCCAGAGCAGCUGGGAUCUUGAUGGCAGUCCUUGCACAGGCUGCUUGCCCAGAUCUCCCAGCCCAUCGGCGCCAGCAUCACCUUCCAGCCCACAAGUCAAACGUCUCGGUGACCCAGCCUUUCUCUGUUCCCCACAGAUUGGCAAGGUAGCUUGAGGAUAACUGCUAUUUUUAUAUCAGUUGCUAUGAAGAGGCCCUGGGUUGUAAAUGACACAGAGGAGAGAUGAGGAAAGACAAAUGACACAGUCCAAGGUCAGCUUAUAGGCAGUGUUGUGGGAGGUCAGGCUGGCCUCUCACCACCUGCAUCUCCUGGUGGAGGAGCAGGAAGGGACCGCGACAACUGUGGGCCAAUUCCUGGUGAUGAAAGGCUCCUGGUGAGGGCACAGGGUGCUCGUCUACCCCCAGCACCCAACUGCAACAGCCCAAAUCCCCCUCUUUGCCAAAGGACCUCAGCACCUCAGUGGGGCGCUGACCCACCACAACUCCCACCCAAGAGGACCCACCACUGUGUCCCCGACAGGCUGCACCCCGGGGCCUCUCGUGUGCCUGUCCCCUAAAGCUUCACCAGGGGCUGAGGAAGUGCCGUGCAGCUGAAAGCAAAUGUUAUCCCUCCUGUUAAGCAGCUCACCUGUUAUUCUGCUUCUCUCUCUCCCCCCUGCCUUGCUGUGGAUCUAUAAAUACUCCAGGAGUGUGAUAAAUAGAGGAUUGCUGCUAAAGCUUUGUCAGCUGCAGUUGGAGCUGACUGUGCAACUGUUAAUUAUGCCUCAGCAGCAGCCGGACAGGUUUAAAUCCUUUUGAUGCUUUGAAAUGCUCCCUCUGGGGAAGUUUAAGGAAUAAAGGUUGUCGUGGCUGAUGGGUGUUUGCUUCCCCUUCUAGAAAGCAUAUGAGACACUGAUUGC
Molecule: messenger RNA, 6109 nt
Organism: Chroicocephalus ridibundus (black-headed gull)
Lineage: Eukaryota; Metazoa; Chordata; Aves; Charadriiformes; Laridae
Product: sulfate transporter-like
Exons: 2
Coding region: 4-2280 (758 amino acids)
Biological process (GO): transmembrane transport
Cellular component (GO): plasma membrane
Molecular function (GO): chloride transmembrane transporter activity; sulfate transmembrane transporter activity; bicarbonate transmembrane transporter activity
Source: RefSeq, a predicted model, not a curated record